UCCUCGCCAUGUCUCCCUAGAGGUCUUCCCUCUCUUCCUCCCUCUCUCCUUCUUCCCUCUCCUCCUUCCUCUCUUCCUCCUUGGCUUUCAGGAUGAUCUGCCCUGGGAUGGGAUGCAGGGCUGCCGCCCGGCGCUAAACCUAUAAUCCAGCAUCUGCCUCCUGGCCCCAAAGGUGCAAAGAGAUGACAGGCUGGAGCUGUUCAGUUGAUGGAUGAGAUUCUUUUUCUUUCUUUCUUUCUUUUGAAUUUACUAAACGAGAUCUCACCUAAAGACAAAAUUCCUGCCUUAUCCCCAUCAGGUUUUUACUGGGAAUAUUCAUUUCAACAAUUAUUUUUUAAUUUUUUUAACUAACUACACAGCUCUUUACUUCAAAAGAGAAUACUUAUUUCUGGGAUUCAUUAUACCGAUCUUUAUACUGGAAAGAAAAUACCAAACAGGGACAGCAUCCUCUGGACACCCGUCUGCAGCAGGACUGCGGUGCAGCAAUGAGACUUGGUCCCUGCCUGGCCAUCUGGCACAGCAUGGGGACGCCAGACAUGGGGGUGCUGCCUCUCUCCCUGAUGCCAGCCACGCUCCUCGUCCUCCUUCUCCUUGGCCCCACGGGCACCACCUCCGAGUCCGUGCUGUUGCCAUUCCCAGAGAUACGGCUCGCCAAUGGGCCCAGCCGGUGCCAGGGGCGAGUGGAGAUCCUCUACAACGGCUCCUGGGGGACCGUCUGCGAUGACGACUGGGACAUUGUGGAUGCCAACGUGGUGUGUCGCCAGCUGGGCUGCGGCCAUGCCAUUGCCCUCCCGGCUGCCAUGACCUUUGGCCAAGGGAGCGGACCCAUCUUCUUGGACAACGUGGACUGCAAGGGCUGGGAGGCAGCCUUGAGCGAGUGCUGGAGCCACGGCUGGGGCAUCCACAACUGCUACCACUACGAGGACGUGGCUGUCAUAUGCAACGAGUUCUCGCCCACGCAAGCCAGCGAAGGACCGACAAGCAGGACCCUCACAGCCUCAGUGCAGGACGGGGAAAGUGACGGCAGCAUCCGUCUGGUGAGUGGAACCGACACCUGCCAAGGCCGGGUGGAGAUCUUCUACCGCGGGAACUGGGGCACCGUCUGUGACGACGACUGGGGCAUGAGCGACGCCAGCGUGGUGUGCAAGCAGGUGGGCUGCGGCCAAGCCCUGGAUUACAAGAGCAAUGCCUAUUUCGGCUACGGCACAGGGCGCAUCCUCCUGGACAACGUCAACUGCGAUGGCAGCGAGCCCUUCCUGUCUGCCUGCUACAGCCUCGGCUGGGGCAUCCAUAACUGCGGCCACCACGAGGAUGCUGGGGUCAUCUGUACAGGGCUGGACACGUCCACCAGCACGUCCUUCACCACCUCCGUAGCCUUGGACUAUGAGGAGACUCUCACUGCCACGGCCACAGCAGUGACAGACAGCAGAUACCAGCCCUCCCAGGCCACUGAGGUGGUCACCACCGCUCUCCUUACCAUCGAGCAGGAAAGUGGCGGUGUGCGGCUGGCGAACGGCAACGGGAGCUGCCGCGGGCGGGUGGAGGUGCGGCACCAUGGCACCUGGGGCACCGUCUGCGACGAUGACUGGGACUUCCCCGACGCCCAGGUGGUGUGUCGGCAGCUGGGCUGUGGUGCUGCCCUCGCCGCCACCAUCCUCAGCUCCUUCGGCUACGGCAGUGGGCCCAUCCUGCUGGACAAUGUGGGCUGCGGCGGUGGCGAGGCUCGCCUGGCCGACUGCUUCCACCUGGGCUGGGGGCAGCACAACUGUGGCCACCACGAGGAUGCCGGGGUCAUUUGCCAAGGUGCUGAUGAUGCUGGAAACCAUUUCCAAGAAGUCACUGUCACAACCACCAAGUCGGCCCUGGCUCGUCCCAAGGACGGGUCCCUGCGCCUGGUGAACGGCAGCCACCGGUGCGAGGGGCGCGUGGAAAUGUUCUACCUGUCCCAGUGGGGGACAGUGUGUGACGACGCCUGGGACCUGCGAGAUGCCAAGGUGGUGUGCAGGCAGCUGGGCUGUGGGCACGCUGUGGCGGCCUGGGGGGAGGCACGCUACGGCCAGGGCACCGGCUACAUCUUCCUCGACAACCUCAAGUGCAAGGGCCACGAGCCCUCGCUGCUGCGCUGCUCCCACAUCCGCUGGGAUGUCCACAACUGCGACCACUCCGAGGAUGCCAGUGCUAUCUGCAGCAUCCUAUGACCGCCCACCCCCGGGACCCUCACGCAGCUCAGGUGGAAGGACCCAGCCUUUGUCAUCAACUGUUUCUGAUGUCUACCGGGACACCAGCAAAAUGAUCGUCGUGUUUUCGUGGAUGGGGUGCCAGGGUGGGGAAGGGCUGUGCAGCGGCGCAGAGCAGGUCCCAGCUGCUCCCCCCGCUGCACUCGCUCCUUUGUGCAAUUCUUUUGUUCAUAAGAGAUUGUGCAUAUUCCUGGGUUGUUUGCUGUUUGGGUUUGGGUUUUUUUCCUCAUUUUUUUCUUAUAUCUGUUUGGGUUUGUUUUGUGAAUAAGU
This is a messenger RNA of Falco peregrinus (peregrine falcon), 2507 nucleotides long. RefSeq names its product scavenger receptor cysteine rich family member with 4 domains (gene SSC4D). Lineage: Eukaryota; Metazoa; Chordata; Aves; Falconiformes; Falconidae. The transcript is spliced from 12 exons. Gene Ontology annotation, cellular component: membrane. The record is from RefSeq and is a predicted model, not a curated record. Bases 486 to 2198 code for a protein of 570 amino acids.